AAAGUUCAUGUUUUCACUCUCCUAUCUCGACUCCAAGGCUUGGACUGGUCCGGAAGCCGGUGAUCACUGCAGAAGAGGGCUUCAGAUGUCCAACAAGCGCGUGCUGGACUCCAACGUCCACCGACGAAGCUAAGGGCUUCCAGCUGAGGCUGUUGCCAACUUGGCGGUUCACCAAAGGGCGGGGCUGGGAGAGGGGAGAGGGAGCUUGGAGAAGCGUCCUGAGUUGCCAUGGAAACGAGGCCCAGUGGCGGUCCUAGCAGCCGAAAAGAGUCCCCUGAAACUUGUCCCCAGGGAUUACUGGUGUUCACCGGCUCUUCUGAACAGGAUGCCAACUUGGCCAAGCAGUUCUGGAUCGCGGCGUCAAUGUAUCCUCCUAACGAAUCUCAGUUGGUGCUGUCCAGAGGCAGCAGUCAGCGUCUGCCCGUGGCGGGGUCCUCUAAGAGCAGUGGGCUCGGGAAAAAUUACUUGCAGCCUUUUUUCCUUGAGAAAAACAAGAAUACAGAUGUCAUUGCUGAAACCCUAAAGAUUCAAGAAUCUGAGGAAAAAGAAAAGUAUCUCCAAAAGAUUACAGGCACCAUAGUGUAG
Messenger RNA from Diceros bicornis minor, 585 nucleotides. It is a transcript of the gene HOATZ, whose product is annotated as HOATZ cilia and flagella associated protein. Gene Ontology annotation, biological process: cilium assembly. NCBI's taxonomy places the organism in Eukaryota, Metazoa, Chordata, Mammalia, Perissodactyla, Rhinocerotidae. The coding region runs from base 229 to 585 and encodes 118 amino acids. The record is from RefSeq and is a predicted model, not a curated record. The transcript has 4 exons.